Molecule: messenger RNA, 1011 nt
Organism: Peromyscus leucopus (white-footed mouse)
Lineage: Eukaryota; Metazoa; Chordata; Mammalia; Rodentia; Cricetidae
Product: ankyrin repeat domain-containing protein 26-like
Exons: 8
Coding region: 109-963 (284 amino acids)
Source: RefSeq, a predicted model, not a curated record
AGACACUACCAGAGACAAGUCACAGAGACACAGGAACUUAAAGUAUGUCAGAAAACAAGAGACGCGGGCGUGAAGCAGUUACAUAAAGAAAAAGAACAUGCACAGAAGAUGGAAGAUCACCUACAAAUGUUAGAACUAGAAAAUACCUCAUUAUUAGCUACAGUGAAGAAACAAAAGGCAGAAAUAGAACAUCUGCAGAGACAUCUGCAGGACACACAGAAAGACCUGGCCCAGAGUUCAAGUUUGGCACAGACAGCCGUUCAGGAAAAUAAGAAGCUCUGUAAGAAGCACACUGCAGUAAUAACUGAGAUGGAAAACAUGAUUAAGAGGCUGUGGUCAGAAGUCUCCAGUGUUAAAACUUUGAGCGAGUCCAGCCAGAGAGAACUGGGGAAGUACAGGCGAUGCUAUCUGGAAGAACUAAGAAACAAAAACUUCCUACUACAUGAACUAAACAGGACUAACAACAGUCAAGAAGAGUCCCAUACAGAACUUCACAUGAAAUUUGAGCAGAACAUUUCUGCAUCAAAAACACUGAGUACAAGGCUGGUUCAUAAGUGCUCUUGUGUGGAAAAAACUCACCAAUUGGGAAAUGAAGAUGGGGAAAACUUGGCGGUGCCUUCCUCAACCAUAGGAUCUACUCAUGCCUGUAUGGCACACUACCCGUGGAUGUCUGAAAAUGAUAUGAGAGAGCUAAGCAAAGGACUUGGUGACUUAAAACAAUCCGUGCAACUUAGUUUGGAGACGCAGAAAAAGCAAAAUAGCUGCGUAGAAGAACUAGCUGGAAUUGUGAAACCCUUUAAGAUAAUAAAUCAUAAAUGUGAAAUUGGAGAGUGUGGUUCUCACAGAGAUUUUGAAACCUGCCAAUUUGGAAGGAGGACUCCAGUUUCAAUGCAGCAAUACUCAGCACAAACAACAACUAAACCAUACUCAGAAUUCUUGAGAGUCACACAGCUUCAACAAUAAAUGUGAUGGAAACCAAAAUUAGAAGCCUUAAAUCUACACUCUCUAAAU